Molecule: messenger RNA, 1308 nt
Organism: Lottia gigantea (owl limpet)
Lineage: Eukaryota; Metazoa; Mollusca; Gastropoda; Lottiidae
Exons: 8
Coding region: 98-706 (202 amino acids)
Biological process (GO): Golgi to plasma membrane protein transport; intracellular protein transport; protein localization to organelle
Cellular component (GO): Golgi apparatus
Molecular function (GO): GTPase activity; GTP binding
Source: RefSeq, a predicted model, not a curated record
AAAAUUGAUGUUUACAAACACGUAGAAGAUUUUGCAUCUCAUAAUUCGUGUAACUAUUUGAAAUGUUUUAAUUUGUUGCCGAAAACUAGAUUUAAAUAUGUAUACAUUGUUAUCAGGUCUAUGGAAAUAUUUGUUUCAAAAAGAACAGUAUUUUGUCUUGAUCCUUGGUUUAGACAAUGCUGGUAAAACUACAUAUUUAGAACAAACCAAAACUAAGUUUAACAAGAAUUAUAAAGGAAUGAACAUAAGUAAAAUAACAAGUACUGUUGGCCUUAAUAUUGGUAAGAUAGAUAUUGGUAAUAUGAGAUUAAAUUUCUGGGAUUUAGGAGGCCAAGAAGAAUUACAAUCCUUAUGGGAUAAGUACUAUGCUGAAUCCCAUGCUGUUAUCUAUAUAGUAGACACAUCUGAUAAAGAAAGAUUAGAUGAAUCUAAAAUAGCUUUCGAUAGAAUGUUAAAGAAUGACUCAUUAAAUGGUGUUCCACUGCUGUUAGUAGGCAAUAAACAAGAUUUAGAUGGGUGUAUUACAAUUGGUACCAUGAAAGAAUUAUUUACUCCAGUUAAAGAUUUACUCGGUUCCAGAGAUUCACAUAUUUUAGGCGCCUCAGCAUUAAAAGGAGACGGUGUAAUGGAAGGUAUAGAAUGGAUUGUAGAAGGAAUAAAACGAAACAGUAUGGAUAGACCACCGACACAGAAAGAUAUAACUUGAUACCACCUAGUAUAUACAGUAUACUGUUAAUUUAUUGGGACCAGUGACUCGGGGCUAUAUCUACAUUGGAUAUUAAUUUAUGAAUAUGGACAUGCUUCUUACCAGUUUAUAAGGAGACCUUUUUUAGAUUUUGGAAGUUAUUUGAAAUAUAAGAAUUAUGGAAACGUGAAAAAUAAGUUUUGAUUUAAAAACUUGUGAAAUUUCUGCUUGCACUCAUGGAUUAAUGGUGGUUAUUUGCAGAUUUUCAUGUGCAUUGGCUUGUUGAAAUCUGUCAGAAAAUUGGAAUGGUGGCAAUUAAUGUUACCAUUGUCCCAACUGCCGAAUUUUAGAAAACUUCUUUACAAUCUUUUAAGAUAUACUCAAACUGAGUUAUGCUAUAGCAAGGUUUUCAAAUUAAAUGUACAAUUGAAAAGAAUAUCAGAAUUUUCCUUUGAAUUUAAUCAUGCCAUGCAGAUAAUUAUUUAAAAAAUUGAAUAUUUAAUUUUGUCCUUUUUAUUCUUGUCAGUCUUCAGUUUAGAAGUCAUUUUUACUUUUGCAUAUUUUUCCAGAAGAGUAUUGUAUAAAAUUUGUAAAUAUACAAAAAUAAAGUGGAUUGAAAGGGU